Molecule: messenger RNA, 1251 nt
Organism: Mycotypha africana
Lineage: Eukaryota; Fungi; Mucoromycota; Mucoromycetes; Mucorales; Mycotyphaceae
Product: isocitrate dehydrogenase [NADP]
Exons: 5
Coding region: 1-1251 (416 amino acids)
Biological process (GO): isocitrate metabolic process
Cellular component (GO): mitochondrion
Molecular function (GO): isocitrate dehydrogenase (NADP+) activity; NAD binding; magnesium ion binding
Source: RefSeq, a predicted model, not a curated record
AUGCCUGGAAAGAUUGUCGUUAAGAAUCCCGUUGUUGACCUUGAUGGUGAUGAAAUGACCAGAAUCAUCUGGCAAUUCAUCAAGGAUAAGCUCAUUUUGCCUUACCUCGAAUUGGAUAUCAAGUAUUACGAUCUUAGCGUUGAAAACCGUGAUGCUACGGACGAUCAAGUUACCGUUGACGCUGCUGAAGCCAUUAAGAAGUACAAUGUAGGCAUCAAGUGUGCCACCAUUACUCCCGACGAGGCUCGUGUCAAAGAAUUCAACCUCAAGAAGAUGUGGAAAUCUCCUAACGGUACUAUUCGUAACAUCUUGAACGGUACUGUUUUCCGUGAACCUAUUAUUGUCAAUAAUGUUCCUAGACUUGUUCCUGGUUGGACCAACCCUAUUAUUAUUGGCAGACAUGCUCACGGUGACCAGUAUCGUGCUACUGAUUUUGUUGCCCCAGGACCUGGUACAUUUGAAAUCGUCUACACUCCUGCUGAUGGCAGUGAGCCCAAAAAGAUGCAAGUCUACAACUUUGAAAAGUCUGGUGGUGUCGGUUUAGCCAUGUACAACACGGAUGAAUCCAUUGAAGGUUUCGCUCAAGCCUGUUUCCGUCUUGCUCUCGAUCGCAAGAUGCCUCUCUAUUUGAGUACCAAGAACACUAUUCUCAAGGCCUACGAUGGUCGCUUCAAGGAUAUCUUCCAAGAGAUCUAUGAAAAGGAAUACAAGGCUCAAUACGAACAAGCUGGUAUCUGGUACGAGCAUCGCUUGAUUGAUGAUAUGGUUGCUCAAGCUCUCAAGUCCAACGGUAACUUCGUUUGGGCCUGUAAGAACUAUGACGGUGAUGUUCAAUCUGAUAUCAUUGCUCAAGGUUAUGGCUCUCUCGGCCUCAUGACUUCCGUUCUCUACACACCCGACGGUAAAACAGUCGAAGCCGAAGCUGCCCAUGGUACUGUUACUCGUCACUACAGAGAACACCAAAAGGGUAACAAGACCUCUACCAAUCCCAUCGCUUCUAUCUUUGCUUGGACUCGUGGUCUUGAACAUCGUGCCAAGUUGGACAAUAACCCUGACUUGGCCCAAUUCUGUAAGGACUUGGAAAGAGCUUGUGUUGAAACCAUUGAAGUUGAUAAGCAUAUGACAAAGGAUUUGGCUUUAAUCAUCUACGGAAAAGAUAUGACUUCGGCUCAUUAUUCUACCACUGAAGAUUUCUUGCAACAAAUUGCCGAUAAGUUGGCCUCUAUCCGCAACAACCGUCCUUCUUUGUAA